AUUUUCUUUUCUCGUAUCUAAUGACACAAUAUAUAUAAAAAUGAAUAGUGAAAGUGCGCUUAUAAUAUACGUCUAGCAUAUAUUUAAAAAAAAUUAGCAAGAUUGUAGCAAAUACUUCUACGCAUAUGCCGUACUGGAUACUGGAUGCAUACCAGAAAAAAAGUGUUUGAAUUUUAGAAAUGCCACGAGAUGUGAGUGUGUAUGAUAACACGUGCGAUUUACGUAUAAAAGUAUAAUACACGCGUACGAAUUAUGUUAAGGGCAUUAGCUCGGCGAACAACAAAUCUCCUUCGUCACGAAAUCACAGGAAGAUAUAAAUUGGUAAGGAGAACUGUGCAAAAGUCUUGGACGAAGGUUAGAAAUACCGACCCGCUGUCAAGAAUCGAUCCUGUCAUCAUGAAGUUAGACUGUCCGGAAUUUCAUUCCGUUUUCACACCGGAAUUGCAGACCCUCGCGGAUUUAUUCAAGAGAUAUAAUUACGAAUUACGAAUCGCCGGCGGCGCCGUUCGUGAUAUUCUCAUGGGUAAACAGCCCAAGGAUCUCGAUUUCGCAACCGAUGCUACACCGCCGCAGAUGAAGGAUAUGUUCACUAAAGAGGAGAUCAGAAUGAUAAAUGAGAAAGGGGAGAAGCAUGGAACGAUAACGGCGAGAAUAAAUGAUAAGGAGAACUUUGAAAUUACUACUUUGCGUAUCGACGUUCUGACUGAUGGACGGCACGCGCAGGUGGAAUAUACAAAGGAUUGGAAGCUGGACGCAAAUAGACGAGAUCUGACUAUUAAUUCCAUGUUUCUUGGCCUCGAUGGCACAUUGUACGAUUAUUUUUACGGUUACGAGGAUCUGAAGAAAAAACGAGUGGUUUUUGUAGGCGACGCUAGUCUUAGGAUACGUGAAGAUUAUCUACGAAUUCUCAGGUAUUUCCGUUUCUAUGGAAGAAUAAUGGAUAGUCCUGAUAAACACGAUGAGGCUACGAUAAAGGCAAUGAAAGAAAAUAUCGAUGGUCUGUCACAAAUAUCUGGCGAGAGAAUCUGGAGCGAGUGGAGUAAGAUUCUGAUGGGCAAUUUCGCCUUAGAAUUGACUCUGAAACUACUCGAAUGUGGCAGCAGCAAAUAUAUCGGUCUACCCGAGGAACCUGCCAUAGAAAAUUUUCAAAGCGUUUAUCAAUGCGCCUCAUCCAAUAAUGUAACUUUGAAGCCCAUAUCCUUAAUAGUGUCGAUGUUGAAAAACGAAGAUGAGGUAAUGACGCUGCACAGUAGAUUGAAACUGUCCAGAUCUGAAAGAGACUUGGCGUUAUUCCUGGUGCAGCAUAGGGAGUACAAGCCUUCUGAGAAACCGUUAAAACUCUAUCAGAAACUGAUCUUCACUCAACAAACACACAAAUAUGAUGUCUAUCGAGAAUACGUGAAGGAGGUGUUGAGAUAUCGUGGCGCGAUGAAAAUUCUGGAUGAACUAGAACAAUGGAAAAUUCCGAAAUUUCCUAUCAAUGGUUAUAUGAUGAAAGAACGCGUGCCGAACCAUAAAUUAUUUAGUCAAGUUUUAAUAAAAUUGAGACACAUAUGGAUUGACGAGGACUUUAAGCUCACCGACGAACAACUUCUCGAACAUGUACCAAGCAUACUCAGUGAAUUAGAAGAAAAAAUUAAAGAUCAAAAGCAUUACAAAAAGACAUGAAAUACACGUUUUCCAAAUGUUGAAAGAAUUUUAUGUGUAUCUGCAACGAAUACUGUCGUCGUUCUAUAAAUGGAAACAUAUACAUUAAUUUAUUACUUUGCAACUCAGUUUUCAAAUAGAUUUGAAAUGUAUAAUUAAUAAUAUUUUUUGAUUGCUUCAAAAUAUUUUAUGAAAAAAAGAAAACAUUUUUUACACACAAGAUUUUUUUUUUUUUUUCAUAAUUAU
Messenger RNA from Formica exsecta, 1893 nucleotides. Its product is annotated as CCA tRNA nucleotidyltransferase 1, mitochondrial. Gene Ontology annotation, biological process: RNA processing. NCBI's taxonomy places the organism in Eukaryota, Metazoa, Arthropoda, Insecta, Hymenoptera, Formicidae. The transcript has 3 exons. The coding region runs from base 253 to 1668 and encodes 471 amino acids. Gene Ontology annotation, molecular function: RNA binding; nucleotidyltransferase activity. The record is from RefSeq and is a predicted model, not a curated record.